Messenger RNA from Panicum hallii, 2200 nucleotides. RefSeq names its product L-type lectin-domain containing receptor kinase S.4-like. Gene Ontology annotation, cellular component: plasma membrane. Gene Ontology annotation, biological process: protein phosphorylation. The record is from RefSeq and is a predicted model, not a curated record. Gene Ontology annotation, molecular function: protein kinase activity; ATP binding. The coding region runs from base 105 to 2141 and encodes 678 amino acids. Lineage: Eukaryota; Viridiplantae; Streptophyta; Magnoliopsida; Poales; Poaceae. The transcript has 2 exons.
GACAACAGCUGGCCCGUAGCUAGCUACACUUGCGUCGCCAUGCCAAUAUAAUUGAUCAGUUGCCCUUCUUCCUUGUUAAGCACUCUUUGCUAGUAGCUCCAACAAUGGCUGCCGCAACCUCCGGCCUCCUCGCUUUCCUCUGCCUCUACUGCUUCUUCAUGCUCUGCAUCCACGCACCAUGUGCCUCCUCAACUUCCUUCAGCUUCAACUUUUCAGAUACCAGCAAGGACCCCUGCGCCAACGGUCUCAAGUGCUUUGGGGACGCAAAGUUCACUAGCUCCGUCGGCAGUUUCAGUUUCAGUGGCUCCGGCGUCGUCGUCAAGGUCAACACCACUGCUUCACCGCUGCUUCUGCUGCUACUCGUCUCGCUUCCUGGCAAAGGCUCCCAAUCGGCGUGCCAUCCGGCGAGCUCCACGGACGGGAAUCGCAUGAUUCCCUGGGCACCGCUGCCGCUGCCGCUGGAGCAGGGGAUCUACGGCGGCGUACCCCGAGUCGGAGAGUUAGUUCCCUCUUACUCAUUUGGUACAAACAAAUCCCUUGACGGUGGUUUCUUUAGGUAUGGAAGUAGCCUGACGCUCCCCAACAUUCAAGAACCACUUAACGUUAACGACGACCAUCUGGAAAAACUAUGGGACUGUUUGCUACGCCACCACGUCACGCCACACAUUUCGCACCACAGAUGUGGCUGCCAAGCGCCCAUACAUUUUCACUCCGCAAUUAUCGAUACCGACCCAUACGUCAGAACUGGGCAUCAAAAUGACAGUUCCAGGAGAGAAGCAUUUCCUAUUCCUAUCCGUAGCAAUAGGACUCGAAGGCACGAAAGACCACACGGUGUGAUCCUUCGUGGACACAGAAAAUUGCUGCAGGAUCAUGACAGCUCUGUAAGAUCGAAGCGAGACCUGCCUCGUCGCCGACGCCGACAGGUACAGCUCCGAGAGGAGCGCGUGGUCGGAACGGCGGCCACGACCAGAAUUGCGGUUGGUUUGGCUCUGUUUGGAUUGCUUUGCACGGUUGCAGGGCUCGUGCUCUGGUGCGUGCGUAAGAAGUUGGAAGAUGAGGAGCCCAUCAUCCAGCAGAGUGAACUCUGCCCCUCGUCGGGGCCUAGACGCUACAGCCACCGUGAGCUAGCCGCCGCGACGGGUAGGUUCGCGGAGGAGGAAAGGAUUGGUAGAGGAGGGUUCGGGCCCGUGUACCGAGGCUUCCUGGCUGACCAGGACCGCCGCGUGGCCAUCAAGGUGAUGUCGCAGGGGUCGUCCACGCAAGCGCAGGGGACGAGGGAGUUCCAGGCCGAGGUGAAGGUCAUGACGAGGCUGAGGCACCGGAGCAUUGUCCAGCUGCUCGGAUGGUGCGAUGGUCCGGAAGCCCUCAUGCUUGUCUAUGAGUUCCUGCCCAACGCCAGCCUCGACAAGCAUCUCCACGGUCCAGAGAGGCUGCUAACUUGGCCGGACAGGUACAAGAUUGCUCUCGGUGUGGGCUCGGCCAUACUGUACCUCCACACGGAGUGCGAGCAGUGCAUCCUGCACGGGGACAUCAAGCCCGCGAACAUCUUGCUCGACCAGUCCUGCAACCCCAAGCUCGGGGACUUCGGCUUGGCGAGGCUCGUCGACCACGAAGCUGACUCGCGUACAACGCAAGUCGUGGCAGGGACACCUGGAUAUAUGGAUCCAGGGUUCGUCAGCACCCAGCGGCCGUCUGCGGAGUCUGACAUCUUCAGCUUCGGUGUUGUCCUUCUGGAGAUCGCCUGCGGCAGGCGGCCGACCACACGACCGAACGGAGCUCCGGUGCUGCUGAAUUGGGUCCGUGACAUGUACACCAGGGAUUCCAUUCUUGCAGCGGCAGAUCGGCGGCUGGAUGGCGAGUUCGACGACCAGCAGAUGAGGCGAGUGCUCGUCGCGGGCCUUUGGUGCGCGCAUCACGACCAGAGCCAGCGACCGUCGAUCGCGCAGGCCAUGGAUCUCCUUCAACGUGAAGACGCCGAGCUACCCGUCCUUGAUCCAGUCAUGCAUAGUAGUCCUGAAGCGGUUCGUUCCCUGGAAGAAAUAGCUUACGGUGAUUUCUCAGCAGAGGACUCUGUUUCUGAGAAUUCAUCCGCUCACACUGCAUACCACACUUCCACGGAUUCUAGUUGUCUUCUAGAAUGAUACUUGAGUUGUCUCCAAAAAAUACCAGGAGGGACCAACUAGAGAUACCAGCUUUUGUA